CUUUCUCUUUGCUGCAUUUUUAUAAAGGCCUAAACAAAUAUUCCAUUCCUUCCGCGCCGCUGAGAAAACACCAUAACCCGUUCCUCACAGUGCGCCAUAGAGUCCAGAGGGUCUCGACCAGAAGGCCUGAGAUGCCAGAGCUGUCGCAUCCUAAAUCCGCCACAUCCGGUCCCCGGUUACUAUAGUAACAGCUGUAGGCACAACUUGGUGCUCUCUGACCUCCUUCCAAAAGUCCUCUUCCCAUCCAGGUUUCCCUCCUCGCCCGCGCUUAUCCUUAGGAUCUGUAAACCUGCUCCUUCUUGCCAUUCUGACACAGAAUUUGGGUUCCAGCAGAGCAGCGCCCAGGAUACUUGAGAUCGCCACCGGGUCCUCAGAACGUCUGCCCCUGUAGCACAACAACCUGGUUUCACUCCUGGGAUGCGUCAACCUCAGGGUUGGUAAAGCAGCUUCUACGUGUCCACGCCCCCUUCUCUCCCAGUUGGUAGGACCCGCCCUCCGCUCCGCCUCCCCCGCCAGGUGAGUGGUAGCUUCUCAACGGCGCACAAGGUAGUGAUGACAUACGUUCCCCCUCCCCCGAAAGAGAGUUGGUAGCGUCCGUGACGAAGUUAGUCUGAUCCUCCCACGCGCGUCUCCUUCCUUGCUGCCGCUGCGCCCUCUUCAUGAGACUGGCUCUCAUGUGCGGGUAGCCCACUCAGCAUCAUCCUCUAGCCUUGCUCCAGGAGGGAAGUGACUGUAUUUCCCCUGUCUGCCUUCUACCUAGGCCGCCGUGGCUAGUCGCUCGGCCCGCCCGUUGACGUCACCUGCUAGCCCCGCCCCCUCCAGGGUCCCGGGCCCUUGCGGCGGGGGCUGCCCGGGGGGAGUCAGUUGAGGCGGCAGGAGCUCGGCGGAGGGCCGGCCAGGUGUCUGGUCCUGGCCAUGCCGAGGAAGAAGCCCUUCAGCGUGAAGCAGAAAAAGAAGCAGUUGCAGGACAAGCGGGAGCGGAAGCGAGGACUUCAAGAUGGGCUGCGCUCCAGUUCCAACAGCCGCAGCGGGAGCCGGGAGCGGCGGGAAGAGCAGACCGAUACCUCUGACGGGGAGUCUGUGACCCAUCAUAUCCGCAGGCUCAACCAGCAGCCUUCCCAUGGGCUGGGCCCGCGAGGCUACGACCCAAAUCGAUACCGGCUGCAUUUUGAGCGGGACAGCAGGGAAGAGGUGGAGAGGAGAAAGAGAGCAGCCAGAGAGCAAGUGCUCCAGCCUGUCAGUGCUGAGGUUCUGGAGCUGGACAUCAGAGAGGUCUAUCAGCCUGGUUCAGCCUUGGACUUUCCCCGACGUCCUCCUUGGAGCUAUGAAAUGUCCAAGGAGCAACUGAUGAGUCAGGAGGAACGGAGCUUCCAGGAGUAUCUUGGAAAGAUUCAUGGGGCUUACACAUCUGAGAAGCUCAGCUACUUUGAGCACAAUCUGGAGACAUGGAGACAGCUGUGGCGAGUGUUGGAGAUGUCUGACAUUGUCCUGCUCAUCACUGAUAUCCGACAUCCAGUUGUGAAUUUCCCACCAGCACUUUAUGAGUAUGUGACUGGAGAACUUGGGCUGGCUCUGGUGCUGGUCCUGAACAAAGUGGACCUGGCCUCACCAGCUCUUGUGGUUGCCUGGAAGCACUAUUUCCAUCAACACUACCCCCAGCUCCACAUCGUCCUUUUCACCUCUUUCCCUCGGGAUCCUCGCUGUCCACAGGACCCUAGUAGUGUCUUGAAGAAAAGUCGGAAGCGAGGGAGAGGGUGGACUCGGGCCCUGGGACCGGAGCAGUUGCUGAGAGCCUGUGAAGCCAUCACUGCGGGAAAAGUUGACUUGAGCAGCUGGCGGGAGAAGAUUGCUCGGGACGUGGCUGGGGCCACCUGGGGUAAUGGCUCUGGGGACGAGGAGGAAGAAGAUGAUGGGCCGGCAGUCUUGGUGGAGCAGCAGACUGAUUCAGCAAUGGAACCAGCUGGCCCAACCCGAGAGCGCUACAAGGACGGAGUGGUGACCAUUGGCUGUGUGGGUUUCCCCAAUGUGGGAAAAUCCUCGCUGAUCAAUGGUCUGGUGGGGCGGAAGGUCGUGAGUGUCUCCAGAACACCAGGCCACACCAGAUACUUUCAGACCUACUUCCUCACUCCCUCUGUGAAACUCUGUGACUGCCCAGGCCUCAUCUUCCCCUCUCUCCUGCCCAGGCAGUUGCAGGUUCUGGCAGGGAUUUACCCCAUUGCCCAAAUCCAGGAGCCGUACACAGCUGUGGGCUAUCUGGCCUCCCGAAUCCCCGUGCAGGCUCUACUCCACCUGCGCCACCCAGAAGCUGAGGACUCCUCAGCAGAACAUGCCUGGUGUGCCUGGGACAUAUGUGAAGCCUGGGCAGAGAAACGUGGUUACAAGACAGCCAAGGCAGCUCGGAAUGACGUGUACAGAGCAGCCAACAGCCUCCUACGGCUGGCAGUGGAUGGCCGCCUCAGCCUGUGUUUUCAUCCUCCAGGCUACAGUGAACAGAAAGGCACUUGGGAAUCCCAUCCAGAGACCAUGGAGCUGGUGGUUUUGCAGGGCAGGGUGGGGCCAGCAGGUGAUGAGGAGGAGGAGGAGGAAGAGGAAGAGCUGAGCAGUUCCUGUGAGGAGGAGGGAGAGGAAGAUCGGGAUGCAGAUGAGGAGGGGGAAGGGGAUGAGGACACCCCAACCUCAGCUACGGGGUCCAGCCUGGCUGCCCGAAACCCUUAUGCCCUUCUGGGUGAGGAUGAAUGCUGAGUCCCCCCCCUGCGCCAUUUCCCUACCUAGUAUCUUUGCUUUUGGACUGACCUGGGGGUAUCUCCCCUCUGCCGCCCCAAUUGUGAAUAAAGAUUGUCUGCUUUGUA
Molecule: messenger RNA, 2849 nt
Organism: Orycteropus afer afer
Lineage: Eukaryota; Metazoa; Chordata; Mammalia; Tubulidentata; Orycteropodidae
Gene: GNL1
Product: G protein nucleolar 1 (putative)
Molecular function (GO): GTPase activity; GTP binding
Source: RefSeq, a predicted model, not a curated record